Diplodia corticola is the source of this 780-nucleotide messenger RNA. RefSeq lists its product as uncharacterized. The transcript is spliced from 2 exons. NCBI's taxonomy places the organism in Eukaryota, Fungi, Ascomycota, Dothideomycetes, Botryosphaeriales, Botryosphaeriaceae. The record is from RefSeq and is a predicted model, not a curated record. The coding region runs from base 1 to 780 and encodes 259 amino acids.
AUGUCUGGCAUUUUGAACACGAUCCAAACCCUCGCCGGCACCGUGCAGGAAAAGGCCCAGAAUGUCCUCGACAGCCUCUUCCCGCCCGAGAAGCGGGCUGAGAUGUUCUCGAGGCUGCAAGCAUUUGCCGUCAACAAUCCCAAGCUCUCGGCCUUCCUCCUCACCAAUUUCGCCUUGACCGGCCUGCCGCUCGUCAUGUUCGCCGUCUUCACUCUGACCGUUUUCGUCUUCUCCCUGGUCGCCGCUCUUCUUGUCGCCGUCCUCGUCGCUCUUCUUGCUACCGCUUUCAUGGUCGGCAUCGCUCUCCUCGUGGUCCUGCCCACCAUCUUCCUGACUACCAUGGGCGCUUCAUUCCUGUUCUUGUGGGGCCUUGGCGGCUACUACAUCAUGAAGUGGUUCAACCAGGGAGGAGACGGGCCGGCUGCAAAGGGCACUGCCAUCGGCGACAAGCUGAACAACCUGACUGGUGGCAGGCUUGACUUCCUGAUGAACGAUACUCGGAGCCAGGCUUACAAGAACGGGGCUGAGAAGAAAGACGAGAAGAGCGAGGGUGAGAAGAGCCCGAACAGCUCGGGCGAGGAGAAGCGCAAGCCCAGGAAGAUCAACCAGGCUGCCGAUGUCGGAAACGCGAAAGAGAACGUUGGAAACGCCAAGGACCAGGUCGAAAAGACUGCCAACACCGACGGUGUCAAGAAGAGAUUGGGAAACUCUACCGGUACCGCCACCAGUGCUGCUGGUGCUGCCAAUGGUGCUGUUGGAGGCGCUACCGGCCUGACCUGA